Messenger RNA from Armigeres subalbatus, 2242 nucleotides. RefSeq lists its product as uncharacterized. Bases 433 to 1164 code for a protein of 243 amino acids. NCBI's taxonomy places the organism in Eukaryota, Metazoa, Arthropoda, Insecta, Diptera, Culicidae. The transcript has 3 exons. The record is from RefSeq and is a predicted model, not a curated record.
UGGUAGUUCAUCAUUUUUUUUUUCUCGCCAUUUGAAAUAGUAUAACGCUGUUACCUCUUUGUAACGCAUGUUUUAUUAAAUUUUAAACAUUUCUAGUUAUUUCAGGAAUGAGAACGUAUGUCGCAAGAGAGAGGUUACUCAACAUGUUCUGACUAGACAAAGUGAAAGCGUCAAGACGGGUUAAUUUUCAUCUUAUCACUACAGAACGCAAGUGUUCAAUACUUAUGGGUCCGUAAUACUAUGGGUCUCCGGGCCGUCUAUGAAAGUUUGUUUUUGGAGCGAAGCCUUUCGGCACAUUUUAUGUAAGUGAAAGGCAGAAAUGCAAAAAAAAAACAAUCUGACCACAAACGUUUUUGUACUGAACGGCUUUCAUAUCGGCACCAAUUCAAGUAUCAUUAUACUGCUUUAACCUUAUUAUGUAUAUAAUGACGUAUGCAUAUAAUCACUUCUGAAUGGCAUCUUCCAUCUAUAAUCAAUACUCUCAAGCUAUUCUACACGAUGCUGGGAUUACCCAUCGCCAGUCGUAAUCAGCAACUCAUCCAGGCUACAAUGUUUGUUUUAAUUUCGGCGAUUUCAAUUAUUCUCAGUUCAUCAGUUAGCAGUGAAUCGGCAAACAAAUUUGAAACCACAUGGGGUUGCUUACAGUACAAUACGAAUCAUGGCUACAAGCAUACACACCCGUAUUAUCCCAUAAGCCGUUUUCGACACUUAAAAGAAACUAAGAAUGGUGUCAAAACCUUCCGGAUGGGUGUUCUAGGCCCCAAUGAUGGACAUUUGCGAAUAGCCCCAAAUAUGUAUCCUUACGAUGCAACCGAAAUGAACGAGAUCGUUCUAUCUGGAUGGGCGAACACCAAAACCGUUGUUCGUCAUUACACGCGAAAUUCCCCUGAGGUACAGGUCAACCAGACUGUGCUCCGAGAGCAAUCCACCAUUGGAAUGAUGUCGUACUUCAAACCACUAAUGCUCACAGUCGAUAUUCACCCUGGAGGAUUGGUGCAACUCACAAAGGAUGAUGAUACUCGGCCGUUUAUAGAAUACCGAGAUCGAAAAGUGACGGCGAACUAUAUUGGAUUCUGCAAUUGGAAUAAACCGUUGGUGUUCUUCUACGACUGUCCACUGGAGUUGGAUCAAAGAACUUGCGAAGGAAUAGUGUUCCGAAAGUAGUGAUAUUUCGCUGGUUGAUGACCAUUUUUUCUCGCGAGUUGAAUUUAUAUAACGCUUAUUAUAUUGCAAUUUUGAAACAAAUCACUUGCCCAUAUCUAAUGUGUUUUGAUUAAAUUUCAAUAAGAAUUAAAAUUUUAAAUAUAUGCAGGAGUAAGAGCGUAUGUCGCAAUCGUUUGUUUAUACAUCAUGUUCUACCUUUGAACAAAUUCCAAUCGUCAGUUACUUCUCUUCUUAUCAUUAUGAAAAGUAAGUGAAAGUUCAAUGUUAUCGUUAACACUUCAAUUCAAAAUAAAAGAAAUCAAUUAGGGAAACCCUCAUUUGCGACUUACGCCAGUAUUGCUGAAAAAUAGUAGAUUGUAUGUCAACUAUUACUUUUGUUACACUUUGAUCUUCUAUCUCUCGUUAAUCAGAUGCGACUAACAACGAACGAGGUUAUCACUCAGCGGGCUCACGUUGGAACUAAGAGAGAUUACUAGGAGCAAACUUCAUUUUAUAGAAAUAAUUAGAAUUUGGGAUUUUUUUUAUAGCCCAAAUAGAGGUAUUUAGAAAUGUAUAAAUUAUAAAAUUGAGCUGAACUUGAGCAAUCUCCCGUAAUUGCUACUCUUUCAUGGCCAGAUGAGCUUUUCUUGCACAGAGAAUUCACAGAGAGAUGUGUGCGUCACCGCCGACAGUUUUUAGCAUCACACCGUCGACGACAAUUUGUAUCGUUCUCGAUACCGCUGGCCUAUCUAUCUCUCAGAUCAGCUCUCGACCAGGAUACAAAGCCGUUGGUCGGACGAAACGCAAAUUGCUGAUAAAGCCAGAAAGAAAGAUCCCCUCUCCCCACCCCGAGCGCUGUGGAGGCUUCCCCUGGUCACUCGCGAGAAGUAAGUGCAAUUGGAAAACUACAAACAAAAACACUAUGAACGCCGAACGGUCAUCCAAUACGCCAAAAGGAAGCAGUGGGAGGACUUCCUUGACUUCAACAGUCCACCUCCGAACUGUGGGGGAAAGUUAAUGCGCCAAGUAGCAAGCGUAGAUCUUCCUCCACCCACAUCAAUUUGCAAGGCCGUACUAUUUUCGAUCCGCCGGAGGUGGC